Messenger RNA from Haliotis rubra (blacklip abalone), 3896 nucleotides. RefSeq names its product leucine-rich repeats and immunoglobulin-like domains protein 2. Lineage: Eukaryota; Metazoa; Mollusca; Gastropoda; Lepetellida; Haliotidae. The record is from RefSeq and is a predicted model, not a curated record. Gene Ontology annotation, molecular function: protein binding. Bases 1 to 1860 code for a protein of 619 amino acids. Gene Ontology annotation, cellular component: extracellular matrix. The transcript has a single exon.
AUGAAGGUCCUAAAAACAUUGGUGCUUACUUCAAAUCGUAUAGCACAGCUAGAGGAGGAUUGUUUCAAUGGCUUGGAAGACAAACUCCAAUUUUUGGACAUGAGUUUAAACACAAUUCCAUUGUCAGAUUUGUCCAAAUUGCAGGUCCUACGUUACCUACAAACACUUAAAUUACAAAACUCUGGAUUAACAACAAUUCCAACAAGUGCAGCAGUUUUCAGCAACAAACCAAAUCUACAGAUUCUAGAUCUCCGAGGCAACCACUUUACAGAUAUACCUAAUGGAGUAUUCACAAACCUGUCAUCGCUGCUAGAACUGGACCUUUCUGAAAACCAGAUUAGAACAAUGGGGGACACUUCUUUCAGUGGAUUGACAAGCUUGAAAAAACUUGACCUUGGCCGUCAGAGUCUAGUGGGCAGUUCCCUCACAUUACCCCCUCUGACUCCUCUUUCCUCCUUGACCACCCUAAAUCUGGUAAACACGCCCCUCUCCACCCAAAGUUGGAACAGAAUUAGUCAGGCUACUUCUAUGACAACACUCAACUUGAGACAAACUGGCCUCACUAGUAUCCCUAACAUGUCUUUCAGGACAAUGACAAAUCUCAGUUCCCUUGAUCUUGGAAACAAUCGAAUCACGACCAUUAAUCAAGAAACAUUUGUAGGUCCUAAAUCCUACUUAACAAGCAUUGAUUUAUCUUCAAAUUUGAUCAAUUACUUUGAUAGCUGCACUUUCCAUGAUUAUGGCACUCAAUUGAAGUUGAACCUGAUAGGCAAUCCUCUUCAUUGUGACUGUCAUCUGUACUGGCUUAGCAAGGCUGUCAGGGAUGGACAAAUUUCUUUAGAAAUGUAUCUCCCGAACACAUGUAUUUACCCAUCUGUAAGGAAUGGUUCUGAUUUCUCAACACUCAACCCCAUUGACUUGUGCUCCACGGCACCAACCCCAGCAGUGUGCAGUGACUACUACAGCCCUACAACCACGACCACAUCGACCACUACCACGACCAUUACCACAAAAAUAAGCAUUGGCAUCACAGUCACCUUCAAGAGCGCCACUCUUAACAGCAUCACUAUCUCUUGGACAUUGGACCGACCCGAACUCUUGAAUCACAUCACAAUCAGCCACAUAGAAGUACCUGGUGGCACCACCCACAGUUAUUCAAGGGAGAUCACCCCUGGUAAUUCACAAUAUAGCAUUGCUGGAUUACAACAAAAUACAGGAUAUGAAAUUUGCGUUUUAUUAAACAGAAAGGAUGGCCAACCUCAACAAACAUGUAUCAGAGAAAAAACCCAAGCAACUGCAACACCGCCAUCCUCUACUGACAACCCGACAUCCAACUCAACGGAAAUCGGACUUAUCAUUGGGUCCGUUAUUGGAGGACUAGUGCUGAUAGCCAUCCUUGUUGCAAUCAUCUAUCUUGUGUUUCUACGGAAAAAGUCUCCCAAGGAAAAAUAUCCUGUUCAGCCUCGACCCUUCACACGAUCGGAACUUCCCCAGAUGGGAUAUGAUUCCAAAAGGUAUGGCCGAAAGAAGAAGAAGGAUACUACAGAUGGCAACCAAAACCAGGUAACUGUGUCUACAGUAACUGAUGGUAAAAAUGGCCAGCCUAACCUAGGUCGUAUUUCAGCUGGAAGUUAUCAAUACUUGGAUGAAAAGCAACCAGUCAGCAAUAAGCCAAACCCAGUUCCUCCCUAUGUUAAUGAUGCAGCAGCAAAACAUUCUUCCUCUCCGUACGAGAAUGAUGUGGACAUGCGUCCACUACCACGGAAGCCACAAGACUCGACUGGUUACUAUAACCCAGCCUUCCGGAACAGCACGUACCCAGACCAACAGCCUCAUACAUACACAGAGAUCCACUUGUAGAGUUCCUACAUGAUAUUAGCCAAUGUGUGCCUCUACAAAUCGCCCUUUCAAUGUGCCUUGACAAACACGAUCAGUGACCCGGCAGACUUACAAACAUCAAGCUGGGUCCAUUGUAAGGUUCUACAAGUGUGGUCUGCAUUACUGGUGCAAAGACUGUGGACUGAAGAACAAGCUAUCAAUCUGUGUAUGUGAAAGAGAUACUUACAGGUAUAUAGCACCCAACAAACAAGUAUUUGUGGAAAGAUUUCCAUAUUAUUUUCACGGAAACAAGAUCUGUGUAUCACUCAACAGUACUUAAGGCUCCGUAAUAUAUCUGGGAGUCCUGACAAUUCAUGCUUGAAUGUUUGUGUGUGGCCAAGAUGAUGUGUGACUUCCUCAAGCUCUUCACAGCAAAGAACACUCCAGCUGCAGGAAGUGCUUACUGGUGCUUAGUACAAGGUUUACUAACUGUGACUCAUCUCAAGCACCUAAUAGACUUGUGUCUGGUCUAACAGGGGAUGAGCCUUUCUGAUGGAACUAUUAAAGAGACUGCAGGUAUCAAACAACAGACCUGUCCCCCGUUUCACAAAGCAUGUUUGGGACUACAAUGUGUUGCAAUUAUAUUAGCAAUAACACCACUUUGAGGAACGGGGUUCUGAUCUUCCAGCAGCUAUGAACAAUGUGAGUGCCGUCCAUCAACAAUUUUAGAAACAGAAAUGACUUGUGAUAUUAUAUAUCAGAGCAUUUACACCUACCUUGGAGAUUUCUACAAACAGGUGAAACUGUCCUGAACCUUCAAAAAUCCCAAAACCUGCUGACUUGAUAUCCUACAUACAAAAUAUAUUUCCAGUGUUGUGAAAUUAUUUGUCAUGGCUAUAACCUAAACACUACAGUGGAUGUUUCUACAUUUAGGAUAUGCAUCUAUGGCUAUAUUUUGUCACCAAAUAAUCAAACUGAAUUAAUACCAAAACUUGUUAUCUCAUUACCUCAGUUUAAAUGUUUUUUAAUGAAUAAAUUAACUCAUUACAUUUGAAUGUUUAAAUUAUCAUGAUUAUGUCCUAAUUAUGGAGUAUUUUUUGUACAAGUUUAUAAACUUUUGACUAUAUCCAGAUACACAGGAAUAAUACGCUUAAUCUGAAAAUAAAUGUGCAAGUGUUGGCUAAUAAUGUAUUUAUAUCUGACAGAAUGUAUUGUGAAUUGAGAACUACUUCCUGGUCCUAUUACACCAGGUGCAAUCAUCUGCAUGAAUCCAAAUGGCAUGUUAAUGAAAUUUAUGAAUAUUCAUAGGUCAGUCCACCCUUGGAGGCAAAUGGGGCUUUGUUCCAUGAAUAUUGAUAAUUUCUCUUCACAGUCCUGAGAUCCAAGCAGAUGUCUGAUUCUCAAAUGACCAUGUACAGCCUGAGAUCUCAAUCAAGUGCUAGUCGACCUCUCCGACAUUAUGUACAUGCAUACUGACUAUUGGUGAACAAUGGCCUCUGGCACAUCCUAUGUGUAUGCAUUGACCAGAGAUAGCAGAAUAUAAUAUACAUUCCAGUUGAUUUUUGUUUUGAUAUACUUUGUAUACCACUCUAUACAGUUCUAUUUUUAUGUUUUAGCUUGUAUAUAUUGUACAGAUGUACAUAUCUGAUAUUAUAAGGCUGUAAGGAGCUAAAGCAGCCAACCGUGGACAGAGGAACCUUGCUUGUCUCCAUUAUGACCGUCCAGGUUACCUAGGUAACUGACAAAUCAUAGUAUUCUGUUAAAGGGGGACCAAACUGGCAGUCUGCUAGUUUCAUUGUAGCCUUCAACCAAACCACUGAGUGAUAGUUAUUUUUUUUAGCAUCUCAAUCUUGUGGAUAAUGGUUACCAAAUGUAUUUUUGACAACCUGGUCUGAAAAAGGCCCAAGCCUUUUAAUGGUAUUAAAGCAAUCAUCUGGACCAUAAGGUGUCCUGAGUGCCUGUCUUAAGCCUGUUUCCUCUGUCUAUGAGUGGUAGAAUAUAUAUGCAAACAGAUAUUAUGUACAGACUUUCUUAGUUAUGAAACAUAUAUUCUUAUGGUAAUAAAUUCUUAAAACAAA